This is a messenger RNA of Bombyx mandarina (wild silkworm), 521 nucleotides long. RefSeq names its product sulfiredoxin (gene Srx). Lineage: Eukaryota; Metazoa; Arthropoda; Insecta; Lepidoptera; Bombycidae. Gene Ontology annotation, biological process: cellular response to oxidative stress. Gene Ontology annotation, molecular function: sulfiredoxin activity. Gene Ontology annotation, cellular component: cytoplasm. The record is from RefSeq and is a predicted model, not a curated record.
CGACCGUCCGCUUACUCCUCGCUCGGUUAGUGCAGUGAAUACAUCCAGGCAGUCAGGUUGACUCCGGUGGACUAGGGUUAUGUUAAAGAAUAUUGCCAGCUUAACCUCUGCGACAGCGGCUAGAUCGUCGAAGAUGACAAGUGUACACAGCGCCUACAAGGAGGAAGUCCAUGAUGUUCCAAUGUCGGUUAUCACUAGGCCCUUUAUUCCGGAGCUGGACGAGGCCAAAGUGAAAUCUCUCAUGGAAACAAUACAGAAGCAAGAGCUAGCAGGCAACGUCCCGCCAAUAGACAUACUUUGGAUCAAAGGCUCUCAAGGUGGCGAUUACUACUACAGUUUCGGCGGAUGCCACAGAUUCGCAGCCUAUAAACGUUUGAAUCGUCCCACGAUUCCCGCCAAACUGAUCAAAUCUACAGUUUCCGAUUUAAAGACUUAUCUCGGUAGCAGCACACCCGAUCUAAAAUAAACGUGGCUAGAGUAAUUUAAUAAUAUGGUUAUUUAUUUCUAUGUAAAAAUUGUAA